This is a messenger RNA of Pestalotiopsis fici W106-1, 687 nucleotides long. RefSeq lists its product as uncharacterized. NCBI's taxonomy places the organism in Eukaryota, Fungi, Ascomycota, Sordariomycetes, Amphisphaeriales, Sporocadaceae. The transcript has a single exon. The record is from RefSeq and is a predicted model, not a curated record. The coding region runs from base 1 to 687 and encodes 228 amino acids.
AUGGGAGAUGUAUACCGCAAAGUUGGGCGCGGCGGCGCCGGUAACUUUUACUCGCAAAAGGACGUCGAGGAGCACCUGGCACAAUCAUCCAGCGACGAUGUUGAGGCGCAAAAGCCCGCCCCCGCCGACGACGUCCCGUCGGACCCUGCCAUUGAGCAGCAGCAGCAAGCAGCACCACCCACGGACAACGGUGGAGGAGGUAAUAGCGACGCCGCACAGCAGCCCGUCGUCUACGGCGUGAGGACGGGCCGUGGUGGGGCCGGCAAUUUUAUUGAUCCCCAGACAGCCGCGGCGGCGGCGGCAUCAUCGUCACUAGACUCGACGACAGCAGUAGCAGGAGGAGGAGGAGGAGGGCCAGCGAUCCGGCAGCACGCCCAGCCGCGCCCGCCGACGGUCCACACGACGGGGAACCAGUCCUUCUUCCUGCGCCAGCAGCAGCAAGAGGCCGAGAGCGGCAGCGCGCCCCCGCGGCUCAGCGGACGGGGCGGCGCAGGCAACUGGGGCGGCGGGCCGAGCGAAGCCGAACGCAGGAGGGUCGACGAGGAGCAGGAGCGCAAGAGGCGCGAAGCGCUUGAUCAGCACAUCUUUGACGACGUUCGGGCCGGGCUCAAGGAGCCUGGACGGGCGCACACGCGCGUGCAGCCUCACGGCCGGGGGGCUGGGAUGAAGGGCUUUGAGGAUUCCUGA